This is a messenger RNA of Dufourea novaeangliae, 8717 nucleotides long. Its product is annotated as mucin-5AC. Gene Ontology annotation, molecular function: transcription corepressor activity; protein binding. Gene Ontology annotation, biological process: negative regulation of transcription by RNA polymerase II. Gene Ontology annotation, cellular component: nucleus. Bases 685 to 8421 code for a protein of 2578 amino acids. The record is from RefSeq and is a predicted model, not a curated record. Lineage: Eukaryota; Metazoa; Arthropoda; Insecta; Hymenoptera; Halictidae. The transcript is spliced from 13 exons.
GGUCAUCACCGGCGGGUCCGUAGUCAUCGUCCGUUUGUUGCUUGAUGCGAAGAGUUUCAGUCAACGGAAGAAGAAUAGAAGAGUUUUCAUCGCCCGGAUACAAUAGCCAGGCGUCUAUGCGCACAUGCACAGAGACGUUGGAAUCCCCGGUGCUGUACGAUCAACGACUCGUCUGUGUCGAGUACUCUCUUCGUCGAUGCGGCAUCGUAUUGUUUGUGGUGCUUCUUCGUGAAAAGGUGUGUUUCGUUUAAACCUGCAAGAUGGUGCGACUGUUCUUCUCUCUGUGUGUGAUUUGAAUCAGUGAUUCGAGAGGAAUAGCCGAUAUUGCUCGGCGAUAAAAAGAAAAAGAAAAAAGAAAGUGAGAGUUUUUAUUAUCAGUGCAGUACUACGUUUGUUCACUGUGGAUUAUUGGAUAUACUAUACGCUCGGCCCAGCAAGCCGCCUGACGGAGCGCAACAUCGCCGCACACGGUUUAUAUGAAAGGCCGCGAGUUGUCCCGUUCUGGAAUAUUACCGUGUUACCCAGCGUUACAACAAAACAGCGUUAAAUGAGGAUGCAGAGACAAAGCCGGAGUAGCUCGGAGGUGGAGGUUGCGCUUAUGCGCCCCGUAAGCACCGCUGGCUAAUAGCACCACGGCCCAUCCCUGACACCCUGCAGCCACACCAGAUCAGCAGUCGGUGUGACAUGGAUGUGAGCUUCACGAACGUAUUAGAGGGGGCUCGCCAGUACUUCCAGGGACUGCCCGUACCGAGUACAGGUGGUGCGACCGCGUUAGCGGAUCAUAAUCUCGCGACAUCAACGAGUACUGCCUCGUCCACGUCGUCGUCGUUGUCGCACGACCAUGGCACUGCCUCGUCCGUGGCUCCUCCGUCACCAGCUUCCGCAACCCCGUCAGCACCACCGUCACUACCGUUACCGUCGCAAUCGGCUUCGAGCAGCAGCAACAGCAGCAGCAACGAACAAGAAACUGGUGGUCGGUAUCCCACCAGCGACGUCCGUUCGUCGUCCGUGGACAACGGCGGCGCGUCGAGUUCCAGUAAUUUCUGGAGUCCAUCGGUCGUGGAGCCCUAUGCGCCUCAACCAACCAGAGUCGAGGUCCCGGACACGAGGCCAGGUGAUGAUGUUUCCUCCAUGGAGGCCAGCUCGUCGUCCUCGAACGCGAUUACGUUAACCGAGAUGCAACCGUCGAGCAGUCGAUCGUCCGCGUCGAGCUACACCCAAAAACAGGCAUCCUCGUCGUCGACCAUCCAACAGCAUCCGCAGCCAACGACGACGAGCACAGAAUCCAAUUCGCCGCGGUUGCAUCAGAUGCAACCACCGCCGCAACCAGCCUCACCGGGUCCGGUUUAUCAGCAACUGAGCACCGUCUCGAGAACGUCCUUCUCCACCGCGGAAAUACUCGCAUCGACGCAUCAGUCGACCUAUCAGACUGCCAACGAUCGGCAAUCGCAAUCGAACCCGUCGGUUGUCGCGCAGAGAACCCAAUACUACCCCCGUUAUCAUCAUCCGGAAAUCACGAAGAGCGCGCCGGUCCCGUUCAGCCAGAAUUCGAUUUAUCAGUCCGCCAGCGUGGCAGCGGUGGCGACGUCGUCGUCGGGAAACAUCCAGUCAGCGACCAGACCGACGCCGUCGGAGCAGCCGAACGUCGUCGGCGUUUCUGGCCAAGGACACGUUCAAGAGCAAAGGGUACCGAGUUCCUACGGCGGCGGCAACGCGCCACCACCAUCGAGCGCUCCUUCGAUGUAUGGAUCGUCCACGCCUCAGAACUAUCGCCCGCUGCAGCACCACACGCAAAGCCGAUCGAGCCUGCCGAGCAAUCCGGCGGACAGGUCGGUACAUUCGGAAAGAUCGCAUUCGUCCCGCGUCUCUUCGUCUCCGUCCUGUUUAUCGGUGAACCCGUGCAGCCCCCGCCACGGCGGUAGCUUAAGUCACAUUCCGUCGUCGUCGUCGUCGGCGUCGUCGUCAGCAGCAGCGUCGUCGUCGCAGAAUCUUCCGGCGCACAUUCCUUCGUCGCAUCUGCCGUCUCCGGGCACCAUCGGGCCGUCUCAUCGUUCGCAACAACAGCAGCCGCAACAAUCAUCGCAGAUGCAACACCAGCAACAGCUUUCUAGUCGAAUAAACGCGUCCCCGCAUUCGAUCAACGCGAACACAUACAACAGCCGGAUGACCGUUCACGGGACUGCCGCGUCGUCAUCCUCCUCGUCGUCGUCCUCUAAUCAGAUGCCACCGCCCCCAGCGAUGAGCGGUUAUCAUCCUGUUGCUUCUCCCCAUGACGCUCCUCAUCACGCCACCCCGUCACCGCACAGACAAUCUCCUCACGUGUCCACCCUGCACAAUCCUCACGCCUCUCCUCAUCACGCGCCGUCCCCUCACAACAGCUUCCAGCCCCAUUCGCCGACUUAUCCGCCGCCACCGCCGGCUACCUCCACCCCUCACUCGUACAGCCUUCCAAUUACGUCGCAACACUAUCAACCGAGCACCGGUUACGCUGGAAAUCCGUACGCGUUACCGCCGCCUCCGCCGCCACAGCCACAGCCACAGUCUUCGUAUCAUUCCUUCCAAAAAAAUCCCCAACCGCCGCAGUCGCAACCGAACUAUUAUUCACAGUCGAGUCGAUCUCAGAGCCAAACGUACGUCCAGCAGAUGCCGAUGCCCGGACCACCCGCGCAGUCGAUCUGCUCCGGAACCGGGAACACCAACGGACCUGGCUAUCAUCCGAGCAAACCGGUGACAUACAACGGCGUCGAUUCCAAGAGAAGCACGAUGGAGGUUCCUUCGUACGGCUCUUAUCGAUCCCCGUUGGCCUCCGUUCAAAGAAGCAACACGCACAAUCUUCCCCCGAUCGCCGCUCUAUCGUCCUAUCAUUCCAACAGACGGGAGCCGGUUAGCAAAGCGCAGCCGAUGCACAGGCAACGCGCGUACACCGCGAGCACGCCGAACAAAGUUUCCGUCGUGACGCCGCCCACAUCCUCGAUGGCCGCGCCUCAACGUGUCCCCGAGUAUUCGACGACGGUGCCCGCGAUGAAUCACGCGAUGCCGGUGAACGGAAGGACGACCACGGUCACGAAUUCCUCGUACAACAGACACUCGAGCCAACAGCAGCAGCAGCAACAGCACAGUUACCCGAGCUACGCGACCACGAUGGCGCCCAGUCAUCAGGGCAGUAAUUCAUCGAGCACCACGGUCACAUCGAUCGGUGUAGCCGCGAGAUCUUCCGUACCAACGGCGAACACGACGAUGCACAGCUAUCAACCGACGGACACGAGUCGCACAGGAUCCUCCUAUCAUCAUCAGCCUGUUAGAGCGAACGAUGAUUACGGGUACAAGGAGUAUCCUUAUCAGAACUCAUCCUCGUCGACGGCCCAGUCCACAGUGGCUUCGACCAUUGUCACCCCUCUGCCGCAGACCAACGGUGUUCGAAAGAGAGAGUCCCCGUUGGAUCUGUCGGUGAAAACUGUGAAAACAUCGGCCGAUUCCACCGCCCAGGAUGACAUCGAGACGUCGACCGAGAAACACGUCAGCAGCUCCACGGUAAUUUCGUCCAGGAGUAACGGGUCUAGAAGUAUGCUACCACCGCCUGUCCAGACACCACCGCAACAGCCAGCCUCGUAUUCCGUCUACGACAAUCGACUGUCGAGCAACAGCAACAGGGGCGUCCCGACAACGGCGGGCAUUCGAGCGUCCACACCUCAAACGGUCUGCGCGCCGAAGGUUGAUUUCCUGCCGGAUUUUAACUCCGCGCCGCUGCGUCACCAUCACAGCCAACCGCACGAGAAUACUUUACAGCGGAGGAGCUCCGCGCAACAGCUGUACGCUCCGCCACCACAGUCUCUUUCCUCUCAGCAUCCUAAUAAUACCGCUCCACUGCCCCACAUGUCCUCGUUCAAGAAGACCUCACUGCCCACCGCGCAGGUGUACGACGCCGUGACAGCGCCAGCUCCACCGCCGCCGGUACCGUCGUCCUCUUAUCUGUCGGCCAACGACUCCGUGUCGUCCAGGUCCUCCAGAUAUCCACCGCCGAUGGUGAAUCCGGUCAGGAUCGGAUCAACCGGGAUACCACUACCGGACUAUCCGGCCGAAUCGAAAUAUUACAUGGAUAAUAGGAACAAAUUUGGUCAACCUCCGCCUCGCAGGGAUCGAACGCCCACCAAGAGACCCGGCGACGCGAUCUACGGUGCCGCGGUGCCGCACAAACAACCCAGACUGGACACGUGGAUCCAGCAGAGGCUGUCGACCGCGAAAGCGUUGUACGAGCAACAAAAAAGGCAAGAGAUGAAUCUUCCCGUUCCUUUGCCGAACGGCACCCUGGUCGCGCCUAACACCUACGAGCAGAGAUCCGACAGCGGUUACUCGUCGUCCGAGUCCUCGAGAUACCAGCAAGCCUACUGUGAUAAAAGAAGCUACGCCGCCGAGCCUAAAGUCACCCAUAGUUCACCGUCGUACAAUCAUCCCCCGGUCGCGAAACCCAACGUACACUCUCUACCGCAACAACUGAACGCCAGCCAGUCGAUUUACUCGAACUACCGGCAGCCCCAAAAGACUGGACCACCUCCCGGAGGAACAUCCAUCGGACAACCCGCCGAUCCACCGAGCAACACCGGAGCUGACAAGCGAGUUCUUAGCUUGUUGAGGAAUAGCCUGGAGAGCAAGCAGCAGAGGGAGGAACAGAUGAACAGCCAACAGCCUAUCUUGGCGAAUCAUAGUCAACAGAGUUUCCAAAAUAAGGUUGUCGCGCCAGUCGAACCGAAAACAAACAUCGGACGACACAACCUGUCACCAUUUACGGCGGCGAGUCUGCUGGAACGGAACAGCAACACGCCACCCCAUUACAAGUUCCAUGUGCCGAGAGCGGUAGACUCGAUCACUCAGGAAGCCCCCCGCAGCUUGUACGGCUCGAGAGUAAAUUCAUCCGCCACGCUACCUGGCAAGGAGGCACUCCUGGGACCUCGGGGAGCUGAGAAUCAGAUUCACCGUGACAAAGACGACGGCCUCGCCGCGAUAUUAGCUGCAAAGAUCAGAACCAAAGCGGAGCUUAAGCAGGUGGGGACCGGCCAAUUCACCACCAAGCUGAUCGCUGUACCCCCAUCUCAAGAGGCGUCGUCGACACCAAAAGAGAUAGAUAGCGCUGCGUCUACAUCCGCUCCGCAGUCGGGAUCGUCGGCGGGCAGUCCUCCGAAGUUGACGCGUGAGAAAGUAGCUUGCUUGCCACCUAGGAGGCGACUAUUCUCGAGAACCGAGGAGGAGAACAUGCCUGUGGCUGCAACCGUACCUGUGCCAGCUCCAGCGCCCGCGAUUGCGUCCACGGUGCCUGCACGCGGCAGCGGGUUCAGAAGUUCCUCCGAGACAUCGGUGUUCGACUUCAGGGAGAGCGAUUCCGAGGGUGAGAUGCCGGUACUCGAGCGGCAGACACUGGAGGAGAUGAGGAGGGACAGAAAACAGCUGUCGAAAGUGCAACCACCUGUGCCCCUUAACGACGCUAUGUGCAUGGGCAUGACUUCCUCCUCGGAUCUUGUGAAGAUAGAAUUGAAGGAGAACGACAAAAUCACGGAAGUUGACACCUUCUGGUCCAGCACCUGCGACAAAUUUAUGGAACAGCUACGUACGGGUGACGCGGUGAAGAAACGUGGUCGCAAGAAGAAGACCAGUUGCACGGUGACCUCAAAGCUGGACGACACGGGUAACGACAGCAGCAAGGAGUCGGACGCUACCACGUCGUCCCAGAUCAAACCCGAGGACAUAAAGCAAGAACUGCAAGAAGUCGAAUCUCCUUUGGACGUUAAGAACGAGCUACCAGAGGCCAGCAAAGAAGAUGAAACCUCGGUGACGAAGGACAUCAAAAUCGAGGUGAAGGAGGAGCCAGAGGUGGUCACAAAGGAGUACGAGGAUAAGAACUCGAGCGAUGAUUCCGACGAAGUGCCGCUAAUUCGAAGGGCAAAGAAGAAAAUGAAGAAGGAGGACAGCGAUUGCGAGGAAGAGAUAAUCGGUAGAAAGAGAAGGGUUGGUCGAGGAAGUAGAAUUAAGUUGCAAUCGUCCAGUGGUAGUGAGUCGUCCAGCGAAGAGAGCGACGCCAGUACAGAGUUCGGUCAUGGUUCCUCGGUGGCUGACAGGCUACGAGCCAGGAAGCGUUCGACGAAUAACGGCCCAGAAGCCGAAGGAAUGAAGUUACGGUCGAGGGACACGACGCCUCACAAGCUUAAAACAGAAAAGGAAUCAAAAUCCUCCAGUUCGAAGUCUACGUCCCAGAAGGGCAAACCAAAGCCUCUGUUCGGAGACGGCAGUGACUUCAGGCCUGGUUGGGAGGAGGAGGUCUACGUGUACAAAAAAUCCUUGAGAAUGCCACCUAGAUUAAUCACAGUGUCGAAACCGUCAAGGUUUCACAGGCUGUCCACCUCGUUACCAGAUUUGGAUCCGGGAUCUCCAGCCCUGUCUGUGUCGAUGGACAGUUCGGACGUGUGUCUCAGCAGAAAGAAGCUCGUGGACAGCGAUGUGGAAUCGAACUACAGCUUCAGUACCACGGGGCUUGGUCCUGGGAGCAAGAUCGACGACGAAGAAGCCACCUCCUCCACGACGAUCUCCUGUCCGUCAAAGGUCACGAAAUCCACCAAGUCCGAAGGCAGUUCUAUCGUUGAUGUUCUGGCGCAGAAAGUCGGCACCACCAAGAAGGAACAGAAGAAGAAACAAAAAGAGAAGAUGGAGAAGGGUGCCAACAAGGUGGCCCAGAAAGGCCACAACGAGCCGGAACUGUUACCGACACCGAGCCUAACGCCGCUGUUGGAGUCGUCCAAGUUGUCGAAAGGAAAGUCUCCGACGAAGGAUAGCAAGUCUUUGAAGCCUAUCAAGGUAACGGAUUCGUUCCUUCUCGGAUACUUCCGCAAGGAGACGGUGAACAAUUUCCGUGACACGUUCAAGAACAAUCAUGCUUUGCCAAAUGAGUUCUCCACGUUAGUGUUGAAGAGUCGAACGAGGACUGAGACACGAGUUUUGAAGAAACAGGCGACGAUCAGGGAAGUGUUCGGUGAAGAUAGGCCCGCGUCAGCGCCACCGAUGCAGAAUCACGACGAUACGUCGCAAGACGACGAUUCGCAGACGGAGGCGCCGGAGAACACGGCGAGCAAGGUGAGGACGUUGAAGCAGAAGGUGGUGUCUCGUUUGAAGAACGCUGGAAUCCUGAGGAGUCAUAAGGCGAUCAUGAACUCGAAGCGGCAUCUGUUGAUCGCGAAGAGACGAAAGGACUUGCUGAAAUCCUUGGCGGAGAAGAAGCUGCAGAGCCUGAAGACCGAGCCGGAGGACGAGACGGCGCAAGAUGAGACGAACGACGCCCAGGAGGCGGAGAACAACGAGCUGGAUGACGAGACCAACGAGUCGGAAGUUCCUAACAAAAAGAAGCUUAAGCUCCGGACGAGUCGACGGAAGUUCCGCUCCGGAUUCGACUAUAUCCGUAAAAAGAAGAAGCCUCUGAAAAAGGACGAGACGAUACCUAAAGAGAGGAAGAGGCAAGUAUUGACGAGGCACAGCCCGGAAUGUGUCGCGGACAUCCAGUCGGAAAUCAGAACGUGGGUGAUAAAGAAAGGUGUCGGUGAAACGAUGUUGCAUAGGGCUGCUAGACUCGGUUACACGGACGUCACAGCGUACUGCCUAGAAAAAUUGAACAAUGCACCGAGUCCCAAGGACAAUGCAGGGUACACGCCGCUUCAUGAAGCAUGUUCGAAGGGUCAUCUCGAGAUUGCGAAAUUAUUGCUCGCGUACGGAGCAAACGCCAGUGAAAGUGCGAACGGGGGAAUAAGGCCACUUCACGAGGCAGCAGAAAAUGGUGCUACCGAACUAGUACGAUUAUUACUUUCCUACGGCGCUGAUCCCCUAUUGGCUACCUAUUCAGGACAGACACCAUUGAUGCUGGCUGCGGAUACCGAUGCCUAUUCAAUUCUGGAACAACACUUAGAUGACAUUCAGGGUCGGGCCAGCAUGCCGUGGUCAUUUGGUGGACCAUCUUCGGUUUUCGACCCGGAAGAAUCCGGCUACAAUCCCCUCGACGAUGCUCCAAUGGACAGUCCGGAGCCCGAACUGGAUGAAAUCGAAAUGGAAGUGAGCGACGUGAACCUGCCGGCUCUAUUUACCCUGACCAACGACCCGGACAAAUGGGUGCUGCUCCAGGAUCUGAUGGCAGCUCUGAGGAUAAAGAGCAGGGAUGCUUUAUUGCGUCAAGUGAAUCCCAAAGCUCACGCUGGCCCCCCGGCGAUCGCUCAUCGCGAUGUGAUGAGAGAGUUGAAGCUUCAAGACUUCUUGGAGUCGUCCAAGUGCUGCCAUAUACUCAGCGGCGGCGAGAGGAUCAAUGUACGUGGCUCGAAGGUGACGCUGAUCAAGUACAACGACAAAGUGAGGUCCCUGUUGAACGUCGAGAAGGUGGUGAUCAGCCUCAGGUGACAGCAGGCGACACUGGGGCAAUCAUCACCCCAGUCAAGACCAUCGACUUCCGCAGCGAAGGAUGUGCCCAAGAAAGAGAAGAGUUCGAGCAGUUCGCCGAAGAGGCAAGGCAGAACGCGACAGGGUAACAAGACAACCGAUUGAACACGAGGAAUUGGACUGUACGGACGUAGAGAUACGAACGAAUUUCCGAUUCAUCGACCACAAUUCGUUCUCCUUUUCACGGUUUCGCUCGACCGGAAGGAUACCUGACCACAGCGACACGAUCCCUUGGUGCAAAAGGUACGGUCACAUUG